Molecule: messenger RNA, 3059 nt
Organism: Macadamia integrifolia
Lineage: Eukaryota; Viridiplantae; Streptophyta; Magnoliopsida; Proteales; Proteaceae
Product: protein NRT1/ PTR FAMILY 6.1
Exons: 5
Coding region: 967-2841 (624 amino acids)
Biological process (GO): oligopeptide transport; transmembrane transport
Cellular component (GO): membrane
Molecular function (GO): transmembrane transporter activity
Source: RefSeq, a predicted model, not a curated record
UGACAACUUAAACCUGAGUCCUGAUAGCAUUUGUUAUCUUUAGCAUUAUUGCUUUCAUGAGUGUAGUGGGAAUGCCUCUUAGUUGAACCUUCACUACUGGCCUGUUCUUUGCCUUGGUCUUGUAGAUGUGGUCCCUCUUCUUUGAAUCGCCUAUCCCCGGAAGAUCAUAUUUUCCUGUGUCUUACAACUAAUGAAUGUGUUAUUCCUUUUCAUUAAGAAAUCUAGCAAUGGAGUGUGCCGGAAAUGAAGACUUUGGGAGGUUUCUGAUGUUUUAUAGUCUGCCACCGACUCUGUUACAUGUGCCAUUAAUGGCUUACCUGCCUCCUAUUUUGUCACGCCAUUUAUUCCAUUUAUUGCAGUUAGUUUGUAUGGUUCUUGGUUUCACGAGUUGGUUGGGGUGUUGGUCCCCUUUACUGUUACUUUAUCAGAAAAUUUCUACUCCGAAUUUAUUUAUUUAGGUCUGAUAGAUGAAAACCUCCGUUGCUGUUGCAUAUCAACAUCAUUUAAAUUUGUUUGAUAUAGAAAGCCUUUGUAAAUGGGCAAGGCCUGUGGAUGACUAUUACUUUGUGAGCUGAAGAGAGUGUUGUCGCCCGCAUCUCUUGUUUCCUAGGCGAGCCUGGCAGCUUGUUCUGAUUUGUCUCUGCUCUGGGAAGUUCUCUCUGUUAGAUUACUUGGGUAGCUGGUGAAUUUUUGUACUCUCUCUGCUUUGGGAAGUUUUCGUUGUUAGAUUACUUGGGUCGCUGGAGAAUUUUUGUACUCUUCUCUCUCUCACCGACACACACCCACACACAGUUCCACUGUUCACCUUCCUUUUUUCACUGUAGUUCUGAGAUUGUAGAGAACCUCCCCCACCCCUUCUUCCCCAAUUGAGUUCAGGCGAAUUAGGCUUUAUACCCAAUCCUUGACCCCAGAGAAAGCUCAGAGCUUGCCUCUUUUUGGAAAGGGGGGGGGUAUAUUUGAUUGGGGAUGGAAGCCAGAGAAAUUAAGUCUCCUCCUAUACAUAUUCCAGAGACGCCACCAAUCUUGGGCGACAAUACUGAUUCAUGUCGUAAAAAGAAGCUCGAAAUUUAUUUCUUAGAAAGCGAUGAGAGGAGGACGGCAAUUGGGGGUGGCUAUGUGGGAGGAACAGGAACUACCCCAGUUAAUAUCCGUGGGAAACCCAUUACUGAUAUAUCAAGAACAGGGGGAUGGAUUGCUGCCUUUUUCAUUUUCGGGAAUGAAAUGGCAGAGAGAAUGGCUUAUUUUGGACUUUCGGUUAACAUGGUGGCCUUUAUGUUCUAUGUAAUGCAUCGACCCUUCAAUAGUUCCGCAAAUGCGGUUAACAUUUUCCUGGGGAUAUCACAGGCUUCAUCUGUGCUAGGUGGAUUUCUUGCUGAUGCAUAUCUUGGACGAUAUUGGACCAUUGCUAUCUUCACGACAAUCUAUCUGGCUGGUCUGACGGGAAUAACCUUGUGUGCUACUGUGAAUAUAUUGGUGCCAAACCAAGAUCAGUGUGAUCAGCUAUCCCUACUCUUGGGCAAUUGUGAACCAGCAAAACCAUGGCAAAUGCUGUACCUCUAUGUAGCUCUAUACGUCACAGGAUUUGGGGCGGCUGGUAUUCGGCCCUGUGUUUCCUCAUUUGGAGCUGAUCAGUUUGAUGAAAGGAGCAGAGACUACAAGUCUCACCUGGACAGAUUUUUCAAUUUCUUCUAUCUGUCUGUCACCGUUGGGGCAAUUGUGGCUUUCACCAUGGUAGUCUAUAUCCAAAGGAAACAUGGAUGGGGAUCUGCUUUUGGUUCAUUAGCCAUAGCUAUGGGCAUAUCAAAUACUGUCUUUUUUAUUGGUACUCCUUUGUACAGGCAUAGGUUGCCCGGGGGUAGCCCUUUGACACGGGUAGCCCAGGUCCUGGUUGCAGCAUUUCGAAAGAGAAAUGCUUCUUUCUCUACCAGUGAGUUUGUAGGCCUGUAUGAGGUUCCAGGCAUACGAUCUGCUGUAAAGGGUAGUGGAAAGAUAGCCCACACUGAUGAGUUUAGGUUCUUGGACAAGGCAGCACUGCAGUUGAAAGAAGAUGGCCCAAAUCCCAGUCCUUGGAGACUCUGCACUGUUACACAAGUGGAGGAGGUCAAGAUACUACUAAAAUUGAUUCCAAUACCAACCUGCACUAUAGUUCUCAGUCUAAUCCUAACGGAAUAUCUGACACUAUCAGUCCAACAGGCAUAUACCUUGAAUACUCACAUGGGACAUCUGAAGCUCCCAGUCACAUGUAUGCCUGUAUUUCCAGGGCUCAGCAUAUUUCUUAUCCUCGCUUUAUACUAUUCAAUUUUUGUCCCUCUGUCCCGCCGCAUCACUGGUCAUCCUCAUGGUGCCUCUCAGCUUCAGAGGGUGGGCAUUGGGUUGGCAAUCUCAAUUCUAUCUGUGGCAUGGGCUGCGGUUUUUGAGAGUUGCAGGAGAAGCUACGCAAUCAAACAUGGCUAUGAGGAAAUUUUCCUAACUGCAAUGCCCAACUUAAGUGCAUAUUGGCUAUUGAUCCAGUACUGCCUGAUUGGCAUAGCAGAAGUAUUUUGCAUCGUGGGUCUUCUAGAAUUCCUUUAUCAAGAGGCCCCGGAUGCCAUGAGAAGUAUAGGAUCGGCAUAUGCUGCUGUUGCGGGUGGUUUUGGCUGCUUUGCAGCCUCUAUUUUGAACAGUAUCAUCAAUUCAGUCACAGGGAAUGUGAAAGAUGGGCAACCAUCAUGGUUGUCUCAGAACAUAAAUACUGGUAGAUUUGAUUACUUCUACUGGCUUCUUACAAUUCUAAGUGUGAUAAACUUCUGCGGUUUUCUAUAUUUAGCCAGAAGGUACAAUUACAGGGCAACUAGGAGUUGAAGGUGGAGGAGCAACUUGGAUGGUGGCUUGAUUGUUAUGCUUCAAGUAACCAAGUUGGGUUAAAUUAUCCAUGUUGUAGUUUUUCGUGGUUAAUGAUCAAGUGUUAAAAGAGGUGAUGGCUGUUGGACCUAAACUCUUUGUAAUCUUUCAUGUUCGAUGAUCUAAACCUCUAUGAUUAGGCAUAUAAACAUUGACAAUGCUAAGCAGGUUUUGCAAGA